Amborella trichopoda is the source of this 3178-nucleotide messenger RNA. It is a transcript of the gene MEE40, whose product is annotated as Pentatricopeptide repeat (PPR) superfamily protein. Lineage: Eukaryota; Viridiplantae; Streptophyta; Magnoliopsida; Amborellales; Amborellaceae. Gene Ontology annotation, molecular function: protein binding. The record is from RefSeq and is a predicted model, not a curated record.
CUGUUCUUGUUUUGCCUGCGCCUCUUCUCUCUCUCUCUCUCUACCUCACAGUCCAGGGUUUAUCCUCAUCACCACGCCAUGGCCUAAUCCUCUCUCUCUCUCUCUCUCUCUCUCUCUCUCUGCGUUUGAGGCUUGAACUUUUACUUUCAUCAGAGCUUCUCUCCAAACCUCAAUCUUCCUCUUCGUCGCCAUGUCUCUUCCUCUCUUUCACUCUCUGCAAUUUCACACCUCCCAAAACUUUCUCUCUCUAAAUAACAAACCCAGUUGCAGUCAUUCCCUCUCCUCCAUCGAAAACCAAGAGCUCUCCUCCGUCUUUGCAAAACCCACUUCUCUCUCUUCCCCUGGAGCUCACCCUUUGCAAUCCACUCCCCCCCAAAAGUUUCUCUCUCUAACAGAAAGACCCAACUUUUCACAGUGUCUUGCAUCGAGCCAAAGCCAGGGCCUCUCCAUCUCUUCAAAACCCAAUUCUCUCUCCCCCUCUUCAAUCCACCAAAUCCCUCCUGAUUUCACAACUGAGGACCUUCUCAGCAUUCUGAAUCGGCAGAAAGAUGCAGAAGCCACUCUUCAAAUCUUCAAUUUUGCUUCGAAGCAUCCAAGCUUCAUCACUGAACCGUCUAUUUAUGAAGCUGUUCUCAAAAGCCUUGCGACUGAAGGAGCUUUCUGCCAUGUCCAAACCCUUUUGAAUGAGAUGAAAGGGCUCCCAUCCUGCAAAAUUAGCCCAGGUACAAUGCAUAUUUUACUAGAAAACUACUGCAGAUUUAAUCAGGUGGAGGAAGCAAUUGAUUUGUUUGAAGAAAUGGGGGAUUUUGGGCUUGAACAAGAUACAUACAUGUUCAAUUUCUUGUUAAAUCUUCUUGUUGAAGAGAAUAAGCUGACAAGGGUGGAAACUAUGUAUUCUGAGAUGGGCAACAGAGGGGUUAGACCUGAUGUUUCCACCUUCAAUAUUCUUAUUAAGGCUCUCUGUAAGGCCCAUCAGGUGAAGCCUGCUGUUGCCUUAAUGGCAGAGAUGCAGAGCUUGGGUCUUACCCCAAAUGAAAUAACCUUCACAACCAUUAUGCAGGGGUUCAUAGAGGAGGGAGACAUGGAUGGGGCUAUGAGAAUCCUCACAAAAAUGGAGGAAUUUGAUUGCACCAUUGGCCCUGUGACAGUAAAUCUAUUGCUUCAUGGCUUUUGUAAAGAGGGUAGGGUAGAAGAAGCUCUGAAACUCACAGAAGAGAUGUGGGGCUCUGGUUUUCGACCUGAUAAGUUCACCUUCAACACAUUGAUAAAUGGCCUUUGUAGAGCUGGUCAUGUGACUCAUGCUCUGGAGGUCUUAGAUUCAAUGCUUCAAGAAGGCUUCGACCCCGAUACAUUCACCUAUAAUUCACUGAUUUCAGGACUAUGCAAAUUUAGUGGAACCCAAGAAGCCAUGGCUAUUCUUAGAGAGAUGGAGCUCAGAGGAUGUGAACCCAACAUUGUCACAUUUAACACUCUCAUAGGUUCACUAUGUAAAGAGAAAAGGCUCGAAGAAGCCAUGGAAAUCGCAAGUGGGUUAUCAGAAGAGGGCCUCUUACCAGAUGCUUGCACCUUCAACUCUCUGAUUCAUGGGCUCUGCAAAUCAAACAAGCUUGCAGAAGCCAUGAAACUAUUUGAAGAAAUGCAGAGGCUUAAGAUAGCACCCGAUGAAUUCACGUAUAAUAUGUUGAUAGAUAGCCUCUGUUCUCGAGGAAAGCUAGAUAAAGCUCUCAGUUUAGUGAGAGACAUGGAAGCUGAUAACUGCCCUCGAAGUGUCGUAACAUAUAAUACUCUCAUAGCUGGCCUCUCCAAGAACAAGAGAGUGGAGGAUGCUGAAGAAAUCUUUGAACAAAUGGAAGAGAGAGGGAUUUCUCGAAACUUGGUAACCUACAAUUCUCUGAUUGAUGGCCUCUGCAAAAUUGGAAGGCUCGAAGAAGCAGCUGAGCUAGUGGACCAGAUGAUAGUAGAAGGGCUCAAACCUGAUAAGAUAACCUACAAUUCCUUGCUCACUUUCUUUUGCAGAGCUGGUAACAUAAAGAAGGCAGCUGAUGUUAUGACCACAAUGACCUCUAAUGGAUGUGAACCUGACAUUGUAACUUAUGGGACUCUAAUCAGUGGUCUUUGCAAGGCUGGAAGGGUCGAUCUUGCUAAAAGAAUGCUCAGAACUAUUCCUUCGAAAGGAAUGGUUCCAAGCCCUCAGUGCUAUAACCCAGUGAUUCAAAAUCUGUUUAGGCAGCAAAAGACCGGAGAAGCCAUGAGAUUGUUUAGAGAGAUGAUGCGUGAGGGUAAUCCUCCUGAUUCUCUAACUUUUGCAAUAGUGUUUCGAGGCCUUUGUCGCGGGGGAGGACCUGUUGUAGAAGCUGUUGAUUUCUUGAGAGAGAUGCUGGAUAAGGGGAUUUUGCCUGAGGCUUUGUCCUUUUCGAUGCUUGCUGAAGGGCUUGCUGCUCUUUCAAUGGAGGAGACUUUGAUGGAGCUUGUAGAUAGAGUAAUGGAUACGGGGGACUUCUCGGAGAGAGAGAUUGCCAUGGUUAGGGGGUUUUUGAAAAUUAGAAAGUUGCAGGAUGCCAUGGCCAUUUUGGGUCGUGGCUUGAAGAGCCAGAGAUUUUAUAGAUGAGCUUUGGUCGAAUUUUAGAUAUUCUGGGAUGGUUAAUGAGAACUCUGCAAACAAAAAUUUUGAAUCAUAUACAGUCCAGGGAUUGACCGACCAGUUUUGGUCCGGUGCUCACAAAUUCCAGGUUCUUCAGUGUCCACCAAGAAGCACUAUUGCUAUAUUGAGUUUUCGACUUUGGAUGCUUGGGGAAACAGGGUGAUAAAUUUUAAACUACAUGGCACUGGAGAUCAAAUAAACAGUUGCUUAUCCCAAGUUUUAGAAAUCAAAAAGCAGUAUGCUGAGAAUUCAUCUUUUCAGUCAAGCAGAUAGAAAUUGCUCUGUCUUGUAUUUCACAUUAUUGGUUAUUCACACAGUUUCCCUUGCAGGUGGGAUGAAGCUGCUGGCCUCAUGGAUGAUCAAAAUAGAACAUGAACUGGUAGCCUUUUCUUUGACAGAUUUCAAGAGAAUCAGUAGGAAUCUUUGAUGAAAAAAUUUACAAAGUGAUACAAAAGGUAGCUUUGCAAAUUUUUCUGAGAAUGUACUCAGAACUCAAAUUGUACUGAUAAAUUGUUCUAAAUUUGUCGCUUUGUCGCA